AUGGAAAAAUGGUCAUACACAAAAUUUGGUGGGGGUAGUGGAGGGGGUUGUGGCGGACACACUUACCAGCUAAGCUGUUGGAUUAUGGUCACCGGUGACAUUUGUGACGGUGUUGCUAAUGGGAACAAUAGGUGGCAUAAGACCAGAUCAUCCAAACCCGUAUUUGAUGAGAAUGGUGUGAGAAACGGAUGGAAGAAGAUCUUAGUUCUUUAUAAAGCUCCCAAGAAAGUUGGUGGCAAGCCAGAAAGAGAGAAUUGGGCGAUGCAUCAGUACCAUCUUGGUGUAAAAGAAGAUGAAACCAAUGGGGAAUUUUUAGUCUGUAAAGUAUUCUACCAAUCACCAUCGAAGAAAAAUGGCAAGUCUUAA
This is a messenger RNA of Miscanthus lutarioriparius, 366 nucleotides long. The record is from the annotation of a GenBank genome assembly. Lineage: Eukaryota; Viridiplantae; Streptophyta; Magnoliopsida; Poales; Poaceae.